Molecule: messenger RNA, 342 nt
Organism: Durusdinium trenchii
Lineage: Eukaryota; Dinophyceae; Suessiales; Symbiodiniaceae
Source: the annotation of a GenBank genome assembly
AUGACAAUUCUGCGAAUCGCUCAGACAAGUUUGGUGCAAGUUAGGCAUCUUCUGCUAGUUGGCAACCAGGGAGUGGGCAAAAACAAGCUUGCAGAUCACUUGCUAUGUUUGUUGCGCUGCGAACGCGAGUAUGUUCAGCUUCAUCGUGACACGACUGUCCAAAGCCUGACUGUAACCCCUACACUUGAGGCUGGCAUUGUUCAUUGGAAAGAUUCAGGGCUCCUCCGCGCAGCGAAAGCAGGGAGAUGCCUUGUGGUGGACGAGACGGACAAAGCUCCUUUGGAGGUUGUGUGCAUCCUCAAGGCUUUGGCAGAAGACGGUGAGCUCGGAACUCAACUGUAA